Messenger RNA from Drepanopeziza brunnea f. sp. 'multigermtubi' MB_m1, 1125 nucleotides. Lineage: Eukaryota; Fungi; Ascomycota; Leotiomycetes; Helotiales; Drepanopezizaceae. The record is from RefSeq and is a predicted model, not a curated record.
AUGGCAUAUACCAAUGAUCAACAAGGCCCAUUCUGGGAUUUCGUCCGCGGCAUGGAUCACAACGGCGCGGGUGUCGAUCGCGCAGGCGGUCCCUUCAACAGAGGCACUCAGCCAGGGCGUCCAGCCGACCCUCACCCACCACCCCCUCCUCCGUUUGGGACUGGCUUUCCAUUUGUAGGCUGGGGAAGUCCAGCUCAUGGCCAUUACCAUGGUCCAGAUAGCUUCCCAUUCGGAGGGCCAGAGAGACAUGGACGUGAAGGACCAGGCUUCUUUGGCACGAGGGGCGGGUGUGGAAGACGCCACCAUCGUGAGAACCCCGGUAGCGAGAGAUCAAGAUCGCGCACAGGGUCGCCGGGUGGUGGGCACGAGUACGAGCACUCCGGCCGUGAAGGCGAGGCGAGAGACGAUCACCCUCAUCCUCACCCUCACCCUCAUCCCUACGGCCCACGAGGCGACAGACACGGUCGUGGUGGCCAUGGACCGCGCGGAGAAAGAGGGCCAAGAUCUGGACACCACGGGCCCGAACGCAGAGGUCCUCCUCCUCCUCCUUUCGCCGCUGCAGGACCGAUGAGAAUGAGAUUCGAUUUAAGCGGUCUUUACCAAGCGCUCACCAGCCAUCCAGCGAUUCAGCAGCACCCAUCAUGGGCGCAUAUUCUCCGCUCAUACGCACCGCAAGCUCGAUCUGCCGGCGAGCGGCCUGGCCCUCGAUCAGACGAGACUGGCCCUGCCGACGAAGACGCACCAGAGGAUACAUUUACGCCUCCCAUCGACGUCUUCUCCACCGAGGCCGCCUACGUCUUACACAUCGCCCUCCCAGGCGCCAAGAAGGAAGACGUGGGCGUGAACUGGGACGCGGACAAGGGGGAGCUGAACAUCGCAGGUGUGGUCUACAGACCGGGCGAUGAGACUUUCUUGAAGAGCUUGAAGAGCGGCGAGAGGAGAGUCGGCGCGUUUGAAAGGAGUGUAAAGUUGCCGCCCAGGGGGAAGGAGGAGGAGGAGGAGGAGGAGGGGGCAGAGGUGGAUGGGGAGGGGAUUGGUGCGAAGCUGGAGGAUGGGCUCUUGGUUAUCACGGUGCCGAAGGUGGAGAGGGAAUGGAUUGAGGUGAAGAAGGUUGAUAUCAACUAG